Meriones unguiculatus (Mongolian gerbil) is the source of this 4607-nucleotide messenger RNA. RefSeq names its product consortin, connexin sorting protein (gene Cnst). The transcript is spliced from 12 exons. Bases 293 to 2425 code for a protein of 710 amino acids. Gene Ontology annotation, cellular component: transport vesicle; trans-Golgi network; plasma membrane. The record is from RefSeq and is a predicted model, not a curated record. Gene Ontology annotation, molecular function: connexin binding. Gene Ontology annotation, biological process: positive regulation of Golgi to plasma membrane protein transport. NCBI's taxonomy places the organism in Eukaryota, Metazoa, Chordata, Mammalia, Rodentia, Muridae.
CGGAUCCUCCGGAGCCGCGGGAGACCCGAGCCGGCGGUGUGACAGCUCGUCGGCCGCCAUGUCAGCGAGCGGGGCUGGAAACAGACCCGGCGCCCGGCGGUAGCCCUUGCGUUGCCUCGGAUGCCCAGGUCUGUUUGGCUUGUGUUUUCGAGGACUGCUGUCUGGUCUAGGCUGAUAUCAGGCCCAUAGGUUCUCCUACCUAAACCACCCAAGUAUGUGGGACCUAUGGGCACUUUUGUAGCCAUGGAAGGACUCUGAUGAAACUUUAAACAGUUCCACAAAAGAUGCGCUAAUGGAUGACAGCGAUACUCCUACAUACAGUCUACAGAUAGAACCACAAGAUGGAUGUCACCCGGCCGACAGCGCGGAAAGGACAGUAACACAUUUGCCUUCUGUCUCAGAUGAAAAUGAAAAUCAGCUUGAUGGAGACGCACCUGCGGGGCUGACCACCAGUGACAGUGCCAUGGGGAGAGCCGCAGUGUUUGAACAGGACAGCCUCAACAACAAUGAAAGCUGCCUGCCCAGCCGUGAGGUAGCCCCCAGUGAAACCUCAGAAAACACUCCAAGUGAAGGUCCCCAAGAUGAUCAACUUCCCUUGGGACAGGACAGAAAACUACCUGGAAAAAGAAGUCCAAGAGCUAAAAAAGACACUCCUAAGAGCAUACCUCCCGGAGAUGCCGCACCUUUAGUGCAGACACAGGAUGCAGCAUCUCAGGCUGCCGGUGAAGAGGAAGCUGCCGGAAUGAACGCGAAUGACCCACCAAAAGCCUCAGCGCCAGCACUGCAGCCACUCUUCUCUCUGAUCCGAGGCGAGGUGGAGCAGAUGGACUCCAGAGCGCUUCCCCUCUUCCUCCAUCAGGUAGCUGAGACCUAUUUCCAUGAAGAGGACUAUGAGAAAGCAAUGAAAUUCAUUCAGCUUGAAAGGCUGUAUCACGAGCAAUUGCUUGCAAACCUUUCUGCCAUUCAGGAACAGUGGGAAACAAAAUGGAAAGCUGUCCAGCCACAUACAGUGAAGCCUCUGAGGAAUUCAGAAAAGGGAUUUAAUGGUGAAGAUUUUGAACAGCUUGCUAAAAUUUGCACAACUCAUCAAGACCCUCUGUUGCCCAAGCAUAAGGUAGCACAUGUGGAACAGUCACUGGGGAAGAAAUGCUUUUCACGGGUGACAGUGUCUGAAGAGCCAAAGGAAAGAGGAGCAGCAGCCAAAGAGCCAGAGACUGAAACCUGUCCUGGCAUGGAGCCAAGUGGAGGCCAGCAUGAAGAGCGGCCCCAGGAGAGCAGCCCCAGCUGCCAUCAGAUGGACUGGCAGGCAGCUUCCCCCGACCUUCCAGGAACUGCAGGGAAGGACCACACGGAGGAGCCGGUCUGCAGCACCAGUGCCACGCUGGAGCACCACACCCAGUCCCCAGAGACAACCAGGAGCAGGUCAGGGCCAGAAGCCGCUGAGGAUGCCUGUGAGCAUGACAGCUGCUUGUGGGUGCCUCCCGCAGAGGACCACCCCCAUGUGGCCAAAGACCCUGAGGUGUCUGCGCCUAGUGAGUCAGUGGCAGAGCUGCAGCUCUUCCCCCGCGGUGACAGGGUACCUCCUGUGUUGAUCUCAGAGGGUAAAUAUUCACAGGCACACGGAAAAAAACUCUGCCUGCCACUUCAGGAUGCAUUUGAAGCACUGCCCAGGGACCAGCUUCAGAACAGUGAGCUAAAUGAGCCACAGCAGGCUGAUCUCACAGGCGGUGAUGGGAAAUCACCACAGCGUCAGCCUGGCUCUGAGAGUGCACUUUGUGAUGGCAGCAAAGCGCCUGGCGUAAGUACUCUGUGUCCAGAAGUGUGUAUGGCCCCAGAAGAAAGGCGAGAUAGGGGAGAUCCAGUCAGUAAGGAAACGGAAGACUAUCUGAACAGCCUCUUGGAAGGAUGUUUAAAAGACGUCGAAGAUUCUCUGCCCUAUGAAGAUACCCUGGACGACGACGACUCUGACCUCCUCCAAGACCUUUCUCCUGACGAGGCGUCCUACAGUCUCCAGGAGAAUCUGCCUCCUGACGACAGCUCGCUCUCCCUAGAUGAUCUGGCCAAGAAGAUAGAGAUUGCAGAGGCUGCUCCUGCGGAGGGGCUGGUGUCCAUCCUGAAGAAGAGGAAUGACACAGUAGGAGACCACCCUGCACAGAUGCAGCAGAAGCCAUCCAAGAGAAGAGUGCGCUUCCAGGAAAUAGAUGACAACCUGGAUCAAGAUGAGGUUGGUGGCGGCUCCUGUGUCCUGCUCAUCCUGCUGUGCAUAGCCACCGUUUUCCUCAGUGUGGGAGGAACUGCGCUCUACUGCACCCUGGGGGGCAUGGAGUCGCCCGUUUGCACAGACUUUGCCGACAAUGUGGACUUCUACUAUACUAAACUGCUGCAGGGCGUGGCGGGACUUAAGCACUGGGUCUACCUCUCCUAGCAGCGAGCGCACCAGGCGUGCUGACCGACAGACAAGCAAACUUCCCCAACAGCUUUCACUUCAGGAGUCCCCAAGGACGGACCUCAGAAACAGUGACCUUAAAUGGCAGCCCAGAGAGCGCUGUUAGAGCAACCCCCAGAAGAAGGUGGGCGCUGAUGGAGGCGCUGGGGACAGAGGGCGGGAGCUGUGGAGAGCAUGCCCCCUCCUUGCCGCUUCCUCCCGUUAGGAAGCACGCUGGGCAUAGGCGUGCAGGGCCCACCCCGUGGGCAGACGGACACUCCUGGUUUACAGCCAUUCAUCCAUAGACAUCGCUUCCUGCCAUCAUGCAAUAAGUUUCUUUGUAAUCAGAGAGAGUUACCAUAUGGUUUCAAUGCCAUUUUUUUUAGUUAAUCUCGGGAGCUGUGUAAUUUAAGCUAGAUUCUGUUCUCCAUUUGUGAAGUGGUUGUGUGCGUGUGUGUGUGUCUGAAGCAGCUAUCACAAGCGGAUAUCCAGCGUAGAGUACAAAGAUUACCUUUAUUCUUCUAACUUGACUACAAUGUGCAGGCACACGUCUUUGGAGAAGGCUUACCCGUGAACUGGAUAAACUGUAGAAAUGUUGGCCCUGAAUUGAGAAAUGGACAGAUUGGUGGCAGUGAAUUUUACAGGCCUGAAGGCACAGUGCCACAACCCCCAAGGCCCAGAUGAGAUUACACAGUGGCUUCUGCGCUGCCGGAAGCCAUGAGUGCCGGGUUCCACGGCUUAAGAGAAACCUGCUGAACAUCUGUCAUCCUCUGAGAACCUAAGGAUAGGGACCCAAGUAAGAUGUAACCGAGCAUGGGUGUUUAUGGGAAGUUGACCCAUACCACCACAGGUAUUGAGUAAUUCAGGCCACACACUUGGGUGUGUGGAAUGUGUGUUCCUGCAUGGGCUCAUUUCAGACCCCAUCAUGGGGUCAUGAAGCAGAAAUCCAGUCAGACCUUAAGCAGACGAAUGUCUAGUUUUGUUUAAAUCUGUCACUGGGUGGCCUUUCCUUAUUUAUGGUACGGUGAUCGGAUGUUUAGGAAGCCUUGCUUUGACCUUUUAUAUUCCAGGCAACAUCGUUUUUUUUAAAAAUCAUGAAUUAUAGUUUUUUAGCAAGUGAUCAUUAUAUUCUGUUUUCCUGUGAGGAUCGUUUGGAAGGAAAGGAGGAAUUGCUUUGUAGCUGUUACUGGCUGGCACAGUACCUUCCUUUGUGUCUCUGCUUGCUUACUUGGAACGUGAAUUUAAAGGGCUUCUGUGUGAGCUGAGUGUGUGUCGCUGAGACCCGCUGCUACCUACUCAAGUAGACGCUCAAGCUGUUGAUUUUUCUAUCACUUCAGCUCCACGUGUUUUUAGGCUUAUUUUUUUAAUUGACAUUUUAUUUUCACUUAUAAUAGUGUGUGGCUAUUUCUUAUCAUGUCACCAUAAACUGUAAUAUUUUCAAUGGUUAUAGAUCAGAGUUAUUUAUUUAGGAGUACACAGAAUACUGAAAUUUAGAUUCCUUAUACCUAAGGCUGAUUUUAUUAGAAGAUUAUUUUAAUGUCCUAUUAUAAAUUUUAAGACUUUGUAUUCAUAUCAGUUCUGUAGAAGCUGCCACUUAGCGAGGUCUUCUGUGAGGGCGGGCCUCCACGUGAUACACAGACAUGUUUCCCCCUUGUGAUUUCUAGUCACAGGGAUUUGGUGAUCCUCAUUUCUGCCGAUUGUAUGUCAGGAAAAGUUCAAAUCUCCCUCCUGUUCACGCUCAGAGUCACGUGUGAUCUCUGGUGUUGUGUUUGCCACUCAGCCACCCUGACCACUUUUCUAAAACCCCAGGUUUCCUGGGAGCUGUCAGUGCAAGAAAGGCCUGAAGUGGCACCUUGCUAACCAGUGACCCAGUUCCGUGUCAGAGGAGCCGGGGUACUCAGCACUCCAGGGACCACAGAGUGAUCUUGGGAGCAGACUGACCUCGUGACGCACAGCGGGCAUGAACUCUCACCUUGAAAAACAUACUAGUCACUUACCGCAUGAAUUAGAGUAUCCACCAGGAGGGGAGAGGAUGUGACGCCAAAUGUAAAGCAUCCGUCAGUUGUACUGAAACGUCAUCUGUCAUUUGAAAGUGCUGAUAACUGUUUAUAACUAGCCUUCUUAAGGACUGUAUUUGAGGGUGUCAAAUCAAGCUUGUAAUUUAAAACCUACACCAUCAAAA